GUGCAGUCUAUGGAGGGGUCUAUGGUACAGAGAAACUGGGACUGAUUACUGAGAGUUAACUCUUAUACGCAUGGAUCCUUUCACUUGCGUUUUCUCACAUUUGAAUUUUACACCGUGGAUGGAGAAGGAUCGUAACUCAACAAAGCUAUAGACCCGUGUUUGUGCAAACCAUGAUGCUCCACUUUUCCUGGCCCGUCCUGGGGAAUACCGUCUUAUUUCAAUACCAUCUUGCGAAGCAUCGCUAAGGAAACGUGGUGCACUGGUUGUCAUGAAAGGUAUGUGAAGGCACGGUUAGGUGGUAUCACAUGUAAUAGCCAAUGUAACGUCACAAACUGCCCUGUGAAGUUUUUUCUUAUGAGAAAACCUCCCUCCUAUGCCACCUUGCAGAAGGUCACCGGGAAGAGAGUCUGGAUUUUAAGGAGGAUCAUAAGGGUCGUGCAAUGCAAGUCAACGUGCCACUUGAUAUACGCAGUUCGACUCAGUGUGUGAGCCACCUCCAGGGGCCCAUUCUGAGAUGGCAGAGACCUUGUGCACUGUGAACAUGUUCACCAGAAUCAUGGCAAGGGAGAAUGGGAGAAACAUUAGCCCUUCCAAAAUAAGGAACGAGGAUACGGUGAAGAUCAGGGAUGAUGUUAAGCAGAUGAAAGAUUCCCAUACGUAUGGUACAUUCCUGGAAAUCAGCAACAUUAUUGCUCAUCGCGAUGCCAUUACGGCACAUAUUAACAAGGGAGAGGCAGAGAUAGCCAUGCUGGAGAAAGGUGCAGGUGGAAUAUGCCCCAGCAGCAAGCCCAUAUAUCCUCAAGUUCGGCUGGUGCUCCCGUCGUUCCCGGACUGUGACCCUACGAUUGCAUUUACCGUUCUUCCGUACUCUCAGACGGACGGAGGUGAUGACAAACUUGUCGAUCUUUGUGACCUGCCACGCCCCAGGGUAAAAUUUGUGGGGAUUGGCAACAACGCGGUGAAGACUGCAUUCAAGGUAGCAGGCUUCAAAAGAACCAAGAACAAUAAUUGGCAGGCGUUGUGGAGCGGAGGAUCUUUAAAGACGGAGUACUUCAAGCAGCUCAACGCGUAUCAAAAGGUUAACCAUUUCCCAGGAACCUGGGAGGUUGGUAGGAAGGACAAACUGUACAGUCAUAUUGCCUAUAUGAAGCGACGACAUCCAGAGGACUUCAAUUUCCUUCCGCGAUUCUUUGUGCUUCCCAAAGAUUCUCGGGACUGGUUCAUUGAUUUUGAGAGACAGCCACAGGUGUGCUACAUAGUGAAACCGAAAAAUUCUUCUCGUGGUAGGGGAGUGCAUCUUCUCCGGAAGCCAGCAGAGCUCCAGCAGGGAAAGGAGUGCAUUGUGCAGCACUACAUCAUCAAUGCUGCAUUGAUUGAGGGUUACAAGUAUGACCUUCGCUUGUAUGUUGUAGUGACUUCUUUCGACCCUCUGCGUGUGUACCUCUACAAAGAGGGCCUUGUCCGUUUUGCAACUGAGAAGUUUACGCUCGAUCACAAAGGUUUGAGGCAGAAAUUUGCCCACGUAACCAACUACAGUGUGAACAGGAAAAACAGCAAGUUUCAGCAGAAUCAGCACUCCUAUCAAGAUGGUCAUGGUUCCAAGUGGAGUCUCUCUGCGCUGCAAAAGUACUUGGCAUCUCAGGGAGUUCCGUUUGGUCCCAUCUGGAACCAAAUCUGCGACAUUGUGCUGAAGACAAUGAUUGCAGUGGAGCCUCAAAUUAGCACUCUUUGCCAGCUGUAUGUACCGAACAGAUGCUGCUGCUACGAACUGUAUGGAUUUGACAUUGUGUUGGAUUCAAGUUUCAAGGCCUGGCUGUUGGAAGUCAAUACAGGACCAGCAUUGCAGUGUCCCACAGCACUCGACAGACACAUAAAGUAUAGAAUGGUGGCAGAUAUGCUACACUUAAUAGGCUUUGUGCCAUUCAACAGGGAGAAGUUCAAGCAGCAGGAGGAGGCCCUAAGGCAAGCAAGGCUGAUGCGAGGCAGCAUAUUUGUCAAAGGAAAACGGUCAACGGUUAAGAGCUUGGAUUCAGUACAAUAUACUAGCAUGGUGGGACCAGACCUACCUUUUGUCAUUCAAGAGGGAGAAAGUGAGUUUAUUAGACGAGGACAAUUUGAACGUCUAUACCCCAGGGAAGACUGGGAGAGGUAUGGAAACCUUUUUGAGGUGCCCCGAUACAACAAUAUCUUGUACUGUCGUUGGUUGGAGGCCCACUCAGGCUCAAGCGCAAGAGAGUAUGAUGGCUUGAAGAAAGAUGAAUGAGUUAUUCACGUGUCCCCCUCAGAGUGCUCUGGAUGACCAUCAUGUUCCACUCGGCAUGACUUUGUGAUCCUUGAGCUGCUGACAGAACUGUUGAUUCACCGCCAGGCCUCAAAACCCAUCCAAUUUGUAAUCUUAAGGGCUUGAAAAUAAAAGUUUAAUAAAUGUUAAACCACCCC
This is a messenger RNA of Chara braunii, 2439 nucleotides long. NCBI's taxonomy places the organism in Eukaryota, Viridiplantae, Streptophyta, Charophyceae, Charales, Characeae. The record is from the annotation of a GenBank genome assembly.